Molecule: messenger RNA, 9708 nt
Organism: Pseudoliparis swirei
Lineage: Eukaryota; Metazoa; Chordata; Actinopteri; Perciformes; Liparidae
Gene: wwc1
Product: WW and C2 domain containing 1
Exons: 22
Coding region: 986-4438 (1150 amino acids)
Biological process (GO): regulation of DNA-templated transcription; negative regulation of organ growth; regulation of hippo signaling
Cellular component (GO): cytoplasm
Molecular function (GO): kinase binding; molecular adaptor activity
Source: RefSeq, a predicted model, not a curated record
GUCACCGGGACUCGGGAAAGACUUUACCGCCGCCGCCGCCGCUUCUCCUCCCGUCCCACUUCAAGCGGACCAUCCAACAAAACCACACACAAGUUUCUCGUAGGAUUCACCGGAUUUUUGUUGUUGUUUAACGGCUGCGGGACACAGUUGUGACUUUCUUCUCUCUCCGCGGCGUUCAACACCGUUUCGUUCCCCCGCGGCUGGCGGUUAGCAUCGGUUACUGCUGCUAAACAUGGUGGCCUGUCGGCGAGGAGAAGGACCCGGUCCAGUUUGGGGAUUUUAGAGGAUUUUUAAAAAGCCGCUCGGACGGCUCUCUGUGAAUGCCCGCCGCUGUGGACACAUCCGUGCUCUCCUUUUUUUAAUAAUAUUUUGUUCGAAAGGUUUAUGGACGUGAGGCUGCUUUUCUGUUCGCGUUGAGACACGAGCAGCCGCAGCAGCAGCGAGCGGACCGGUCCGUGUUCUGUGGACCGUGGAUAAUUGUAGUUAGUUUACUUUAAACAAAAAAAGAAUAACAAAAGUUUUUUUCCAGCCAGACUUAAGAGUUUUUGCACUCGAUUAAAACAAUAUAAGAAUUUUAAAAAAGUCGCAUCACACACAACGUGCGCUCGCAACUUUGUAAAACAAGUCGCAUAGCAACCCGGUUUAGUGUUCCGGACCGUUGUGUUUAUAUUGAUGACUUGACACUAGAAAUGAAGUGCAGCCUGUUGGAACGAUAUUAUCUCCUGAGUUUAUUUUGUAAACGUUUUUUUUUAACAGUACCCGCUCUGAGGUUUGAUUCCUUGUUUAUCUGUGGAUUAUUAUGGAUUCUUAUUAUUACUAUUCUGGCCUAAUCCAAACCGCAUCAGGCCAGGCAUUUUGGGAGUAGCUGCCGAUACUGUGGAUGCUCGUAGUGGUGCUGAAGAUGAUGAUGACAGAGAAAAGCGAUGGUUCCCCUUCGUUAUGAUUUUGAGUAGAGAGGAGCUAAUUACAUGGAGACUCGCCUGACAUGCCAAGGAAGGAGUUGCCACUACCUGAGGGUUGGGAGGAAGCCAGGGACUUUGAUGGCAAAGUCUACUACGUUGACCACAUUAACCACUGCACCAGCUGGAUCGACCCCAGAGACAGGCAGACGAAGCCUCUGACGUUCGCCGACUGCAUCGGGGAUGAGCUGCCGGUCGGCUGGGAGGAGGCGUACGACCCCGCCGUCGGACCCUACUAUGUCGACCACAACACCAAGAGCACCCAGCUGGAGGACCCGCGGGCCCAGUGGCAGCGGGAGCAGGAGUUAAUGCUGCGGGACUACCUGGCCGUGGCCCGGGACGCGCUCAGCGCCCAGAAGGAGAUCUACCAGGUGAAGGAGCAGCGGCUCCGCCUGGCGCAGCAGGAGUACCUGCAGCUCAACGACGCGUGGCGGGACAAGACGACGUCGCAGACCAGCCUGAACUCCAGAUCAUCGUCUUCCAGCAAGUACGACCCCGACAUCCUAAAAGCCGAAAUAUCCACAGCCAAAAGUCGGGUAAACAAGCUGAAGCGGGACCUGGCCUGCAUGAAGCAAGAGCUGCAGUACAAAGAACAAGGCUUCGAGACCCUCAAAGGGAUCGACCAGAAGGUGUCCAACAGCCCGUAUGGCUACAAGCUGCAGGAGGCGCAGACCAUCCUCAGCGAGGUCCGCUCCAUCCGAGACGCCAUCAGCACUGGGGAGAAGGAGAAAGAGGAACUCAUGCAGAAACUGGCGGUGCUGAAGGACAGCUUCCGGCUGGACUCGGGCUCCCAGCAGGAGCUGUGGGGCAGCAGUCCCUCGCUGUCCAUCCCCCCGCUUUACUCCGACGCCGGCUCGCAGACCGACAUCCCCGCCGAGUUCAUGACGAGCACCAACAAACUGGCGGAGAAGGUUCGCCUGAGUCUGAAGUACGAGGAGGCCAAGAGGAGUAUCGCCACCAUCGAGGUGCAGAUCGCCAAACUGGACAGCGAGGCGUGGCCGGGCCUGCUGGACCCGGAGCGCGACCGCCUCAUCCUCAUCAACGAGAAGGAGGAGCUGCUGAAGGAGCUGCAGUACGUCAGGCCGCGGCAGCGGCUGCAGCCCAACGACGCCCAGAAGCUGGAGUCGGAGAAGAAGCGGCUGGAGACGGACCUGCAGGCCGCCCGGGACAACCAGAGCAAGGCUCUGACGGAGAGACUGCGACUGCACUGCAAGAGGAACAAGCUGGUCAGAGAGCUGGAGGAGACGGUCCGACUGGCCUCGUCACUGCACACCCAACUCAAAAGCCUGUCGGCCAGCACUCUGUCCUGUUCGUCCGGCAGCAGUCGGGGCUCGCUCACGUCCAGCCGCGGCUCGCUGGCCACCACCUCCAGCCUGGGCUCCACCUCCUCCCUCAGCUUCACCGACAUCUACCUGGAGCAGCCGGAGCUGGCCGACCCGGACUUCCAGAACAAGCUGGACAGCCUCCUGCAGGAGGGCCAGGGAGGCUACCGGCCCUCCAGCUCCAUCACCACCAUACACGAACACGAGGUGGUGACGGGCGCCGGGGAGAGGCGCGCCGAGAAGCCCGAGGGAACAGCAGACGGCGGGCCGGGAAAAGACGGAGGUGGCGGCGGAGCGGAGUCGGGAUCCUCCAGGAUCCAGGCGCUCCGGCUGUCUGAAACGCCCCGCUCCAUGAGCUCUCUGUCGCCGCGGUCGUCUCUCUCGUCGCUCUCUCCGCCGUGCUCGCCGCUCGUCACGGACACCGCGAGUUUCCCGCCCGGAGAGACGUUCCCGGGCCAGACGGGGCCCGGCGGGCUGAGCCUGGACUUGGAGCUCCACAGCCGGCUCGCAGAGCUGGAGCUCAGCCUGGACUCUGAGGGGCGGCGGCGGCGGCAGGAGGAGGAGGAGCACGGCGGUCCCGGGAGGCUCGAGGAGAAGCAGAACCACGACGAGGUCAAAGACUCGACUCCCCAACAGCGAGGGACCGGGGCGGGGCCAAAGAAAAUAGGCGUGACCUCAGCGGUGUCUGACGAGUCGGUGGCCGGCGAUAGCGGCGUGUACGAGCCGUCGGAGCGCAGGCCGGACCUCCCCGCAGACGUCCUCCAGAGCUCCUCCGAGGAGAGGCCGCCGCUCUGCUGCUCUCAAGUGCAGCUCGGCUUCCGCUACGAGUCCAGAGACCAGCGCUUCACCAUCUACGUCACGCAGCUGGCCAACUGCAGCGCCCUCUGUCUGCCGGCUGACCAGAAGAUGUAUGUGCGUUCGGCGGUGCUGCCCUGCGUGGAAACCACGCGCUGCCUCUUCCGAACACGCGGCUCUCUGCCUCAGGACGUCGUGGAGGUCAACGAGGUGUUCAGCGUACAGAUUUCCCACAGUGCACUGCGGCAGAAGACGCUGAGGGUCGACGUCUGCAACACCAGCAAGUCGGGCCACGAAGAGUGUCUGGCCGGGGCCCAGAUCAGCCUGGCCGACGUCAGCUGUUCGGAGGAGAGAUGCACCAAGUGGUACAAUCUCCUGAAUCGCGCCUUCCUGCGCGAGAUCAAGGACAAAGAGUGCCCGGCGGCGGGCGGCGGCUCUGACCCGACUCGUGGCGUUUCCCACAGUGACCGAGCCGACGUUCCCGAAGACGACGAGUGGCACGGCGACCUUCUGGACAUGUCCGACGACGACGAGGGCAACGGCGUGGAGGGAGCGGGACCUCUUGAGGAAGAGGGCGUGUUUUAUCCUGACAGCAGCCAAUGGAGAGCUGAGGAUGAAGAGGAGGAAGAGGAGGAACAGGUUACCAAACCUCCAUCAGCAGCAGCAGCCAUCACAGAAAAGGUGAACAAGGAGACGAGCAUGGGCAACUUGUUGCCGUCCUACCACGGCUCGGUGGUUCGGCCAAAGGAGCGGCGCCCGGACGUCCACCAGCAGAACCCCUUCAUGAGGGGCAACAGCAUCAUCCGCUCCAAGACCUUCUCCCCCGGACCUCAGAGCCAGUACAUCUGCAGGGUGAACCGCAGUGACAGCGACAGCUCCACCCUCUCCAAGAAGUCUCCGUUUGUCCGGAACGCUUCGGAGAGACGCAGCAUGCGCAUGAAGAAGCCUCCUCUGCAGCUCAAAGGUCUGGACGGCCUGCUGCGGACGUCCAUGGACCUGGAGAUCGACCUGCAGGUGUCCCGGACGCGGCAGUCCCGGCUGGCGCAGGAGCUGCGGGUGCUGCGCGAGCUGAAGCUGCAGCUGGAGAAGGCGCGGCAGCAGGGCCGCCGGGAGCUGCCCGCCUGGGUCCAAGAGGACGAGCGCUUCCGCCUCCUCCUCAAGCAGGCCGAGAAACAGACUCGUGAGGAGCAGCUGCAGGAGAAGCGGGUGGAGAAGAUGAUGAGGGCGGCGGCCAAGGAAGUCCACAAGAUCAGAGGCCAGAGCCGCAAAGAGGACCCCGAGGUCCAGACCUUCAGAGAGAAGAUGGCGUUCUUCACACGAGUAAAGAGCAGCAUCCCCGACCUGCCGGCUCACGACGUGUAGAGAAGCAUUUCAAAGUAUUCCCCCCCCCACCCCGACCCCACCCUCCCCCCUUUGAGUCUUAACCUGCUGUUCCCAUACAAAUGAAGCAACAAGUUUGGCGGUGUUAUGAAGAAUAAAAACAACAACAAUAGAACGUUUCGUAGAGAAAACACUCGGAAACGUGAAGAAACACGUUUUUUUUCUUCUUCUUUUUUCUUUUUAAAGAGCUCAGCGUUUCUAAUGUGGAUAGUCUUUGUUUGUAAAUUAGUGAUAGCUAGAGCCUUUUUUUAUUUUGUAUUAUUAUUAUUAUUAUUAUUAUUAUUAUUUCCCUCUCUCCUCCACUCUGUCUCUAGCGUUGUGUUUCUGUUACUAACUUCCUGGGUGUGUAGAAUCAUUCCAGCACAAAGUCACACCGCCACACGUGUGCACACAAAGAGUUUUGUACUAAGCUGACACAAAGGAAUAUAUUUGUACAUAGCACAAAACAAUGGUACUGAAGCGACAUGAGCAACUUAAGCUGAUGAUAAAACACAAUAAAUAUAUAAAGUUACGAGACGUUUAAUAUCGCCCUUCGAGUAAUGUGUGUGUGUGUUUUUUAAAAAUGUGUUCACUAUUGAUGGUUCAGCAUCAUCGUCGUCAUCAUCUUCAUCAUCAUCAGCAGCAGCAGCAUGCUUUCUGAGCAGCGGCCAAACUGGACUUUACAAGCGUUGUCUGAACUGGAUCGGAUGAUUCGAGGUGUUUCUCACUUUCAGGUCAAAAGAAGAAAGAAAAAAGUCACCAUGAUUGUCUCACACCAGUCACACACACACACACACACACAUUCAUACAUACACACACACACACUCUGCAAAGUAUAGAAACGACACCAACUCCCACUAACAUUCAGGUAGAUGAUCGGAUAGUCUGCACUCUAAGUGACUUGGGUUAAAACAUUUUUUUAAAGAUAAUUAAUGUGGGUUUUUGGAAAAUGUAAGAAAGAAAUCCAAAAACAUUUGCCUCGAAUGCGCUGGAAUGACUGAUGAUUGUUGAAACACUCACACACACACACAGGAAGUGAAGAUCAAAUGUAUUUUUUACGACUGCUAAGUAUUAGCAACUAUUUGAGUUCUUGGAUCACCUUGUGCAGCGAGGUUUUAAUGUUGGACGUUUCCUCUGAACUGGAUGCUCUGGACACAUAACUGAGUCUCUGGACACAUAACUGAGUCUCUGGACACAUAACUGAUGCUCUGGACACAUAACUGAUGCUCUGGACACAUAACUGAGUCUCUGGACACAUAACUGAGUCUCUGGACACAUAACUGAUGCUCUGGACACAUAACUGAGUCUCUGGACACGUAACUGAGUCUCUGGACACAUAACUGAUGCUCUGGACACAUAACUGAUGCUCUGGACACAUAACUGAGUCUCUGGACACAUAACUGAGUCUCUGGACACAUAACUGAGUCUCUGGACACAUAACUGAUGCUCUGGAUACAUAACAGUCUCUGGACACAUAACUGAUUCUCUGGACACAUACCUGAUGCUCUGUGAUCAUUAGCACGGCGCCCCAGCGAAGCCCGACGCAUGACCGUGGCUUUGAAGCUGCUCUAACCGACGGUUCUUAUCGUACCAGAGCGUGGCGGUGACGGUGUUGUUGUGCUGCCCUCAAGAGGCCAACACAAUUAAUUACCUGCUUUUUUAUUUUAGAUCCUCCAUAUAUUUUUUUGCCCUCCAUGCCACAAUUAAUGACACGUUAACAGCAGCCUGCAAGUAAUCACUAUAAUAAUGUCAGAUAAAAUAAUGGGGUUUUAUUGCUAGGGGUUUUCCUACAUCAAACCAACAAUGUUGGUCUUCUAGACGUCGUCCGCGGUGCUUUAUUUGAGUUGUUUUCAGAAACUCUUUAUGGUGAUUUACCUCCAUGUUUAUGAACUUAAUUUUUAUUUAUUUGUUAUCCUCUUUUAACAUUGAUAAUGACCAGUUGGUGAUGUUGAGUUUCCCUUUUAAACCGACUUUCGCAUCAGAGGAGACGCGCAGAGGCCAAAUUAAACAACCACAGGAGUAGGAAAUAGACCAGAAUGCAUUGCAGUAGGAAAUAGACCAGAAUGCAUUGCAGUAGGAAAUAGACCAGAAUGCAUUGCAGUAGGAAAUAGACCAGAAUGCAUUGCAGCGACAACCGAAUAAGAACUGGAAAUACUCACUACCUCGUUUUGAUGACCAGUUUCUUCUCAUAUUUCAUCUACAUAAGGUUUAGUGACCGCAGCCCAAAGACACAUUUAACUGACAGAAACUAAACGACACAAACAAGGACUGCAACAAGGUGCAUUCUGGGACAUGUCGUAAAUGACUAACUGAAGUAGAAGAAAAGUAGGAAGAAGACAAUUUCGAACGCUGAAUAAUUAAAAAUAGCAUCUAGUAUCGCAGAGUGAAAACAUGUUGGUUCUCAAUCACUGUUAGUCGGACAUUAAGGAAAAGAAAAAGAACUACAAGCACAACUAGAAAACUACAACAAAAUGGCAGAAAGCAGUGGAUCAGAACCAAAACCUGGAGCAUCACUCGUAUAAAAAGUGCCAAACCCUCUAUGUCCUCGCCACAAUCUCUCGCCGCUGACGUCGAGUCGUGGUCCCGCCCCUGUGACCUGUCCGUCACAGGCCGUCAGGUCCCGCCCACUUCGUUCUCGCGCUGGUCAAUAAACAAAGACGAAAUUAUUUUAAAAAGCUGAGAUGUGCCGAGGUCAUCGUCAACGUUCGGCUUCUUGCUGGGUCACCGUGCUAAUCGUGUGUUUCGGGUACGUCACGUGACACGAACCCUUCGCGUCAUCAUCAUCAUCAUCAAAAACCUCAGCUGCUGUCAUUCCAGAUGUUUCUCUCCUCCCUGUUUGUAGUUGAUGCUUGAACUGUAGAUCAGAUCCAGUGGAGACCUGGAGAGCUCCAAAUGUCUUCUUUUUUUCUGACCUGUGUUUGUGUUGCCUUCAGUGUGUGUGUGUGUGUGUGUGUGUUUGUGUGCGUGUGUGAGGAAGAUUAUUUUGACCCAUUUUCUCCACUUUCUUUUUUCUUUCUUUUUUUAACUUUCUUGAAUCCUUCCGGUGUUCCUCAAUCUCCCCGCAUGUUGUAUCCGCAUUGUUUUUCUGAUUUAGGUCAAUGUUUGAAAUCCACACACCAAAAAAACACAAAGCGGGAAUUUAUAGCACAGAGAAUGGUGAAUAUCGCACAAAUACGUAAAUAAUCCCACAACACUGCAGCUGUUCACGACCUCGACUCCAAAAAAAGAGAAAAGAAAUAAGAUGAGACCCUGAUGGGAACUGAUCUGAGAGCUGUGAGGACGUUCACUCUGCUGGAGCCGAGCGCUCGAUGCUCCCGUCGGUCUGAGCAGUCGCACGUCUGAACUGAACCACGAGCGCACAAGAUCAAUACCAAAGAUUCACACACACACACACACACACACACACACACACAGAACCUACAGAAUAAAGCACAAUAUGUCCUCGGCGGAGUAAAAGUGCAUUGGAGCGUAACGUGACUUGGAGUAAAUGUCUACAACUUUAUGCAAUUCAAGACAGUUGAACUGCCAUAAAGUCUGUUUUUUUAAAGUUGAUUUGUAUUGCUAUCAUAGAGCAGUGGUUCUGAACCUUUUUUUGUGAUUUACCCCCUGUGAAAUAUUUUUUGCAACCCAAUACCCGAUAACUAGCCAUUUUUUGGUAAAAUACACAGCGCUGUGCCAUCAGUGUCCGAUUUAAUAUAGAAUAUAUACAAUUCUGUGAGCUUACACUUCUGUUUUAUUUUGAAAUAUUUUUUUUAAUCGACGUUCAUUUGAAAUAUAUGUUUUACAAAUCUCAUCUAGAGUGCCUUCACGUACCCCCAUUUGAGAACCGCUGUCAAAGAGGAUUCAACUGUGUCUUUAUUAAUUUCUUCAUUUUAUAAAACACAACACAAAGAAAUUAAUAAACACACAGUUGAAUGAUGUCAUAGUUAGUGGUUCUGGUUCUGAUAUCCUCACGUUUGUCUACAUCAUUUAACGCCACCUUCACCUCUGACCUCAGCAGCAGACGUGCCGUUUAAUUGUAUUCACACAAUUCCAUCAAAACCUGAACGUCUUCAACUCUUUAAAAGUAGAAGUUACGGCUCACUUUACGUUAUUUUUUAACCGUUUCAGUUAAUUAACGAGAGUGUCGCUCUCGAUCUGCUUUUAAACACAUUUAGAGGUCGAGGUCAGAGUCCUCGGAGGUAAUUAUGCAUCCUCAAAGGGUUAAUCGUAACUUUAUCGAGCAGCUCAGACUCGUGACUGAUUCCCGCUCUUUGUCAGCGCACACAGGUUUGUCGUUCUCCCUCGGUUCACGGUGUGCGGCGCCCCUCGAGGCCUCGGCGAAACACGGCCGACGUGAAAAGACGUGCGCGAGUUUCGACCCGACUGCUCAGACUGAGGUCGCGGGGUCACGUGACGGCAGUGUGUGAAUGCAGCUCUGACAGGACUGAGUUUUUAUUUAAUUAUCUGUUUACUGUAGUGGGGACACAGGUGAACGAAAGCCUGUGUGUGCGUCUGUGAGUGAUUGUCUUUUGGAAAGCAACACUUCGACUAUUUUCUUUCCUUUUUUUGGUCUUAAAUGUCCAAACACGGCGCUAGAUGUGAUCUUGAAAGAAGCUGGAAAUGUUGAGAAGCGUCUGCAUUGAUUUUUUGCGAAUGUGAACAGUUUGUUGUUGUUGUUGUUGUUGUUUUCCUCCACUGUAGAGCGAGUCGUUUUAACCAAUAGGAGUCUCUCUGUGUAGGAACACUCUGUUUUUGAAGUCUAUUGAUCUUCUGUCAUGAUCGACCCGAAUGUUGUUUUAACCUCGAAAUCAAAAACGAAAUAAUAAACUCAUUUAUAUGUAACAUCUGGAUGAAAGAAUGUAAGAAAGUCUUAAACGUUCAGAGAAAAACAAAUGAUGUUAGUCACAAAUAAUUCUGUUUUCAUCAUGUAGGUUGUGAUAUAAUAAUUUUCUUUUUCUUUUUUAAGUUCAAAUGUAUUUACAUUUUUUUUCUUCCUCAUGUGAUUAUUGUUUUUCCCUAAUUAAUCUGUUUGUAUUACGACUGGUGAAACACCUGGUGACGUGUGUGGAGGCGGCUAUGAGAAACAUGCAGCAUGUAUUUAUUGCACUUUGUGAUUUGGGUUUGCUUUUCCUGUUUUUCUUUGUAUCGCAAGAGUCCCGAAAAGCUGUGAAUUGUAUUCUCAGACACUGUACUAUCAACCAGAUUUGUAAAUAUUUCACAAGCACAAAAAACAACAACCAAACAAUAUGUUUUGUAGUUUCACAACAAAUUAAAAAAAAGUUAUUCUCUUC